UGUGUGUGUGUGUGUGUGUGCCGGGGGCGGGGUUCACAUUUAGGGUUCGUGUGACCCCUCCCCGUUCCUGCCUCACCAUCCUGCUUCGGACUCUUUUUCCUGCAAGCGGAGGCGCUAUCCGGCAGGCCGCCCCCGCGCCGGUCUGCUCUGCUCGGCUUGGUUCCAGCGGGCUGGCUUGCUAGCGCCUUCGGUGCUGACGUCAGCGCAUCCCAGGCCGUAUCCCGGGAGACCCUGUUGCAUGGUGAUGGGUUGCCACGGAGAUAUACACCUUUUCUCUGGGCCAGGGCCGCAGCUGCGCUGAGCGUCGCCCUGCAUGGAUGGCAGCGGCUGGGGGGAGCGAGGGAAGGGAGGGAGAGCGAACCAGGAAACACCCGGCAGGUUCUCCUUCCCACAGGCCUGGCCAGAGGCUAUCGGCGCCAAUCUGGAGGCCCUGUCAGCCAGGUAUUGAAGGAGAGGGUCGGACUGAUGGGCCUGAGGCCUCUUGUGCCAGGUGGAACCAACCAUGAUGGAGAAGAAUUAGGUGAAUGUUGGAGACACAGUCGCGAUGCUGCCCAAGUCCCGGAGAGCCCUAACCAUCCAGGAGAUAGCUGCGCUGGCCAGAUCGUCCCUGCACGGUAUUUCCCAGGUGGUGAAGGACCACGUGACCAAGCCCACAGCCAUGGCCCAGGGCCGCGUGGCUCACCUCAUCGAAUGGAAGGGCUGGAGCAAGCCCAGUGACUCACCUGCAGCUCUGGAAUCAGCUUUUUCCUCCUAUUCAGACCUCAGCGAGGGUGAACAAGAGGCUCGCUUUGCAGCAGGAGUGGCCGAGCAGUUUGCUAUUGCAGAAGCUAAGCUCCGAGCAUGGUCUUCCGUGGAUGGCGAUGACUCCACUGAUGACUCCUAUGACGAGGACUUCACUGGGGGAACUGACACAGACAUUGCUGGGUCUCUGGGGCCCCACCUCCAGGACCUCUUCACAGGUCGUCGGUUCUCCCGGCCCGUGCGCCAGGGCUCUGUGGAGCCUGAGAGCGACUGUUCCCAGACCGUGUCCCCAGAUACCCUGUGCUCUAGUCUGUGCAGCCUGGAGGAUGGCUUGCUGGGCUCCCCAGCCAGGAUGACCUCUCAAAUGUUGGGUGAAGAGCUGCUCCUUGCCAGACUUCCCCCCAGCCGGGAAAGUGCCUUCCGCAGCCUGGGCCCUUUGGAGGCCCAGGACUCACUUUACAGUUCACCGCUCACGGAAUCCUGCCUUUCCCCUACCGACGAGGAGGAGCCUGAUUCGUGCAAGGACUGCCAGCUGCUCUGCCCGCUGCCUGGCGGCAGCUGGGAAAGACAGCAGCAAGUCUCUGAUGUGGCCUCUUCUGGGGUCGUAUCCUUAGAUGAGGAUGAGGUGGAGCCCGAGGACCAGUGAUCCAGACAUGCCCAGUGGUGGCAUGUUUCCCCUGGCUGCUGCCCGGGGCAGAGCCUCUGCGGCCAAAGUGUGGGCUCUGGAGCUCCGAGGGCUUCUGGGAGCGCUCACUUCUCCAUUGUGUGUUUUGCAUGAAAGUGUUUGGAGAGGAGGCAGAGGCCAGGCUAGGGGCGCAUGUACUGCUUCCACUCUUGGGGGUUUGCCGGGGCUUGCCCGGGACCCCUGGGGCAUGGCUACAGCUGUGGCAGACAGUGACGUUCAUGUUUCUUGAAUCCAAAAUGCCACAUUUCCUCCUGGGAUGUGAACCUGCGCUGGGAGGGUGGGAAUGGAGGAAGCCUGGCCAUCUCCUCCACCCUUCCUCGUGUCCCUUCUCCUCCGCUUCUCUCUUCACCCAAGUCCACGUGCAGUGCUUGACUGAACCGCCUCCCCCUGUGGGGCUGGCUCAUGGCCUCCUAGAGUCUACGGAUUGAGCCGUCCCCCAAGGGUCCCCUUACCCACCUGGGCCCCGCUGUGCUUCACCUUGCCAUUGUCUCUAAACCUUUUUUUUCUUAAAGACA
Molecule: messenger RNA, 1941 nt
Organism: Microtus ochrogaster (prairie vole)
Lineage: Eukaryota; Metazoa; Chordata; Mammalia; Rodentia; Cricetidae
Gene: Fam131a
Product: family with sequence similarity 131 member A
Exons: 5
Coding region: 545-1387 (280 amino acids)
Source: RefSeq, a predicted model, not a curated record